AGCAGGAGGCGGCGGUUUAGCAGGUAAGAAGCCGAACUUCGGAGGCGUUGGGAAGUCCGUCUGGCCGUCAUCUCUCAACCUCUUACCAUCCCGACGCUUUUCGGGAGCACAAAAGAUUUAUGGUCCGAAUCAUGUCUAGAGCCAGCAGUAAGCUCGCUCUUUUCCUCUGCGGCUGUUACGUGGUUGUCCUGGGAGCCCACGACGGGAAGCAUCGCGAGGCUGAAGGUCACGUGGCUGAAUAUUACACGGCUGCCGUCUAUGAGCAUCAGUCGAUCUUAAGUCCAGACCCUCUAGCUCUCACCACCCGAAAGGAGGCCUUGGAGCUAAUGAACCAGAACCUCGACAUCUAUGAACGGCAAGUGAUGGCUGCAGCCCAAAAGGGUGUACAGAUUAUAGUGUUUCCAGAAGAUGGUAUUCAUGGGUUCAACUUUUCAAGAACAUCCAUAUACCCAUUUCUGGACUUCAUGCCGUCUCCCCAGUUGGUGAGGUGGAACCCAUGUCUGGAGCCUCACCGGUUCAAUGACACGGAGGUCCUCCAGCGCCUGAGUUGUAUGGCCAUCAGGGGACAGAUGUUCCUGGUGGCGAAUCUCGGCACAAAGCAGCCUUGUCAUAGCAGUGACCCAGGGUGCCCAAAUGAUGGGAGAUACCAGUUUAACACGAAUGUUGUGUUCAGUGAUAAUGGAACCCUUGUUGACCGCUACCGCAAACACAACCUCUACUUUGAGGCAGCUUUUGAUACCCCUCCCAAAGUGGAUUACAUCACCUUCGAUACCCCAUUUGCUGGCAAGUUUGGCAUCUUCACUUGCUUUGACAUAUUAUUCUUUGACCCUGCCAUCAGGCUCCUCAGAGACUCCGGGGUGAAGCAUGUUGUAUACCCAGCUGCCUGGAUGAACCAGCUCCCACUCUUGGCAGCUAUUCAGAUUCAACACGGCUUUGCCAUUGCCCUUGGCGUCAACAUUCUGGCAGCUAACAUCCACCACCCAUCUUUGGGGAUGACAGGGAGUGGCAUAUACACCCCUCUGCGUUCCUUUUGGCACCACGACAUGGAAAACCCUAGAGGUCACCUUGUAGUUGCCCAGGUAGCUAAAAAUCCACUGGGUCAUACUGGUACAGAGAAUGCAACAGGUAAAAUGAGCCCAUCUCAUACUAAGUUUUUAAAAAUCUUGGCAGGCGAUCCAUACUGUGAGAAGGAUGCUCAAGAAGUCCAUUGCGAAGGAGCCGCCAAGUGGAACAUGGACACUCCUCCCAUGUUUCAGUCUGAGAUGAUGUAUGACAAUUUCACCCUUGUCCCUGUGUGGGGAAAGGAAGGCCAUCUCCAAGUGUGUGCGAAUGGCCUCUGCUGUUCCUUACUUUAUCAGAGGCCCAACCUAUCCACAGAGCUGUAUGCCCUGGGGGUCUUUGAUGGCCUUCACACAGUGCAUGGCACUUACUACGUUCAAGUCUGUGCCCUGGUCAAGUGUGGGGGGAUUGGCCUUGAUACCUGUGGGCAGGAGAUCACAGAGGCCACCGGGAUAUUUGAGUUUCACCUCUGGGGGAACUUCUCCAGUUCCUAUAUCUUUCCUCUGUUUCUGACCUCAGGGAUGACCCUGGAAACCCCUGACCAGAUUGGCUGGGAGAAUGACCACUAUUUCAUGGAGAAGAGUGGGCUGUCCUCAGGCCUGGUGACAGCAGCUCUCUAUGGGCGGUUGUAUGAGAGGGACUAGGGGAAGCGUGUGAGGUGGAUGCUGGCCGCCACGUGGACAGCUAUACUUCCACAGGCCACAGGUCAAAAGCACUGUGACCUCCUCUCUACCCCAAAGGCGGGAACCACUUCUGCAGCAUCAGAUCUCACCCUGGGAACUAUGGAAAGAAGUAGGAGAUGCAGAUUCCCUCAGCAUUUUUUCUCUUGAACAUGAAUUACUGAGACAUGUUCUGGUAUUUUCUACUCACAUUUGUCUGUUUCAAGCCACAUCUUCCUCCCAAGAAAUCUCUCAGUACACGAUUGGUUUUAAGAGCUCAAACAAAAAUAAAUGUCAAUUUAUAUUUUACAUAUUCACAAAGCAGGGUUUUGUUUGUUUUCUUUUCUUGUUCUUGUUGAUCAAGUGACAUCCAGGAAUUAUAACCAUUUUGCAUGCCUCCAACAUUCUCUAAAGUACGAACCAAACUCUUAAGGCAAAAGCUGUAUUAGAAGUGACUGUUGUAGGGACCUUUCUCAUCACGAUUGACUAGAACUCUCUUCAAAUGAAAUGGUAACACCAAAGCCACCAACGACAUCAGAAAUGUGGCCUGUGAAGCAGCUUUUAAAAAUGUGAAAGAAGUUUUUCUCACAUCUGCCUGUCAGUACAUGGAACGUGUCAGGCAGGACUCAGGAUAACUGGAAAGAAAGUGCAGUGCCCCGGACAGAGAGAGAGAGAGAGAGUGGGACUGGAAAAAAGCAUUGGAGAGAGAAGGGCAGCCACGGAAUGUUAUGAGUAAUAGAAUUUUUUCUGUACAACGUGUCUCACCCAGGAAUCCAGGGAUCUUAGUCAUGCUAGCUUUGACCUACCAGCCACUCCAAGGGAAACAAUAUGGCGGUAUGCUUCCAUAAAGAUUACAGCCUUGGCAGCUCUGGCAACCCUAUGAGGCAUUUCUGCUCUGUCUUACAGGGUUCCUAUGAGUUGGAAUCGACUCAAUGGCAAUGGGUUUGGUUUGGGAUUUUGGAAAGUUGCCCAACCUCGCAGAAUAGAAUGAUCCUGGUAUAAUUCAAUCCACAGCCCCACACAAGGGUCUCCCCUCUGCAGAGAAGCACGGUGCCCCAUAAAGAUAAGUGGCAGCUAGUAUGCUUCAUUCAUUUAUGAAUCACUCACCAGGCAUUUACGGAGCACCCACUAGGUACAGAGUCGGGGCUCCCACUCUUCCCAUAUGCAAAGUCGUCGGUGGGAGAAGAGUUGCAGGCACCUCAUAUUCAGUGCGGUGAAGACGUUUGUAGGCCACUGGUUUCUGUAUUAUUUGUACCCAACAUUUGAAACCCAUUUAAAAAAGGAUUUUGACUCUGCCCAGUAACUGUCAGAUAACUUUUUAAGUAGACAAUUGAUAACCUGUGAUUAGCCUCUUAACCGCUGUAGCUAUUUAGUUAUGUCUUCUUUUUAAAUUGAUUUUUUUUAACUGCCUAUGCUCCAUAUAUAAAUACAGAAUUGUAUAAAGUAAAAAAUGAAAAUUUUCCUCCCUCAGUGUGGUCUUGCAGAUCCUUUUCCAGCUUUUAGGCAGGAGAAUUCAGAGCAUAGAUUCUAGAGCAGAUGGACCGCGUUUACAUUCUUGGCCUCACAGCUUACUCCUCGCUGUGUAGACCUUGGACAAUGUAUUUCAACCUUGCUGUGGCCCACUUUUCUCAUUUGUGAAAUGGUACUGAGUAAUCCCUGUGGGAAAGCCACAGAGGCAGCCUCAUCGGCUGGCUAACUGCAGCCUCACAAAGGCCUGGAAUGAGUCAAGUCUUCAGGGUAAGCAGGAACAACUCAGAAUUCCUGAGGAGGCCCUGAGGUUCCCCGGCGCCCUGGGAAGUCCCCCUGGACUGGGAGUGGCCGACUCCCACCCAGAUGGCGGUGCUCACCCUGGCUGACGCAGAGCGGCCGGGCGGGAGGAGUGAGCUGGCGGGCGGGACGUGGCUCCGGAUGUGGUGGUGGCCGCCCACUCCGCUCUGCUUCCCUGCCCAAACCCCAGGGAAACAAAUUAUUUUAAAAAUGCGUAUCAUUGCUUCAUGCCAAGAUGAUUCAAAUCAGCCUGAGAAAGGGAGAGACACAGCAGUUACAGACCUGCUGGAAGUACUUUACCCAAUAAAUAUUUAUUAAGCACCUACUGAAUGUACAUGCUGCCCUUCCGAGCAGAGCACCUAGAACUUUCUCUGAGUUUCUUUCUGCCAACAAUUUAGAAAUAAUUGCUCAUAAAGUAGAAAUGAAGAGAGAAGUAAACAAUGAUGGUACAACAAAGUGAUUUUCACAAUAAAAAGGAGUGGCAGGACACAGUGGAGUACAAGGGAAAAUGAGUAAAAUAAAUCAUCUUCAGGAAAAAAAAUGCCUAUGACUAAAUGUUAUGAUAUGUUUUUGUCAGCUGUGAUCCUAAAACUCAGGAAACAAAUGGCAACCUUGACGAUAACAUAGAGAUAGGAAAUCGAAUGUAUUUUUGGCUGAAUCAGACUUGGGGGAAGCCACUUGGUCCAUGUGGUUUAUAACGUAGGCGCAGCUCUGCCUGUCUGUGGUUUUCGACAUAAAGGAAGUGAAAAGCACAAGGAGCUGUGCUCACACUGAGCUUAAACAGGCCUGUUCCCAGAGAAGGGAAAACCACAUCCUCCUCACAGACUGUCCGGUCUCUGCACCUGCCAAGCUCACUCCUGAGGGGAGGGCCUGCCCACAGCCCCUGCUGAGGGAAAUGCGCCAAAAAAAAAAACGAAAACCAAACCCAGUGCCGUCGAGUUGAUUCCGACUCAUAGCACCAAGACCACCCCUUAUCACUGGUGACCCUGCUCAGUACUUUGUGACCUGGCCCCCUGGCCAUAGAGAAUUGGGCCAGGAGUAAACACCUGACCCAAGCCCAGCCAAUCAGAAGGCUGGUUGGGAGCCUAUGAGGUGGCCUGGCACAGAAGCUCCACCCAGAGACACAGUGGUGACUCAGCCAAUCAAAUU
Messenger RNA from Loxodonta africana (African savanna elephant), 4634 nucleotides. It is a transcript of the gene BTD, whose product is annotated as biotinidase. Bases 120 to 1703 code for a protein of 527 amino acids. NCBI's taxonomy places the organism in Eukaryota, Metazoa, Chordata, Mammalia, Proboscidea, Elephantidae. The transcript has 4 exons. Gene Ontology annotation, molecular function: hydrolase activity, acting on carbon-nitrogen (but not peptide) bonds, in linear amides. The record is from RefSeq and is a predicted model, not a curated record. Gene Ontology annotation, biological process: biotin metabolic process.